AUGGCGCUCUAUGCGGAGCAGUUGCCACCAACACCUUCCAUAAGCCCAGUUUACCAGGUGCGAAAGGUAUGGUUCGGACCAGGAGAUCGGCCACGGGAGACGCGGGACUCCGCAGCUCGAACGACCGCCAUCAGCGGAGCCGUGCUGGCCUCGUUGCAAGGCAUGCGGAGCACACGAGGAGAGGGAGACGGCAAUCCUCAAUCGGAGUACAGCUUGCCACUUUCCUCCAAUCGACCACUCUUUAUUGUCAACCAGCUGGCCUAUGCGAUUAGGGAGGUCCCGAAUGGCACAGGCGACAAGGCUUUGUAUACAAAUCGAGAGCGAUCAUGGCUCAUGCAAAACCUGGAAAAGCUUAGUGCUACGAUUGGAGCUUGUGAGCGCCUCGUACAGACACCUGUGCCCUUGAGUUACGUGCGACACACAUCGCGAUUCCUGUCGUUAUUUAUGCUCACGCUUCCGUUUGCUUUAGUCGAUGUCCUGGGGCCGUAUACAAUUCCAGUCACGUGUUUUGCAAGUUGGGCCCUUUUCGGAAUUUUCGAGAUUGGCUUGGUCAUUGAGGACCCAUUUCAGGGCGUCCUCAAGGUUGAAGUCAUUGCAGAGACCUUGCAGGCGGACAUUGAGGAAUGCAUCCGAAGUCUUGGUGCCUUAGACUUGCUGGAUGCGGGUGCUUUGGGCAAAGAGGUGAAGCGGAGCGAUGCCUCCAGCUAUGCCCCGUCCCGUGAAUUGCCCUCUACUGGCGAAGAACUCUCUGUUGCUCGGGCAGCUUCGAUGGCCGAAGAAAAACGCACCUUGGCUGAGUGUAGUGUACGCAGUUUGCUUGAAGUCACCCAUUCUUGCAAGUCACUACCUUUUGUGUUCUUCAAUUCAGGCAAGCCACAAGUCUUGCUCGAGAUCUUUCAAUCCUAUGAUGUGAACGGAGACCAGGCCAUUGACAAGAAAGAAAUGCAGAAGGCACUUCUGAAAUCAACUGGUCAUAUUUGCUGGAAGGUUCGUGACUGUAUCGAUGUGAUCUUUGACGAAGCCGAUUCAGAUGGUGAUGGGCUGCUCACACAGGCAGAAUGGUGCGCUUGGGCAGAAGCGUGCCUUGAUCGUGCUGAAAUAGCAGACCUAGUGCUGCGUAUGCCCAGCUCGCCUCUUUUGCCAGCUGAUAGCCAUGACGAUACCUGGGAAGCUUGGCUCAAUUUGGGCAAAGGGGUGGUGACUCUGGCAUCACAGCACCCACUGGAGGACGCAGAGGAAAAAGAUGAGGAGCCGCAAGAACAGGAGGAGCUGCCACCACUGCCAGAGGAAAAGUCACUCAGCCGGCAUUUCAUUGACCAUUUCUGA
Durusdinium trenchii is the source of this 1326-nucleotide messenger RNA. NCBI's taxonomy places the organism in Eukaryota, Dinophyceae, Suessiales, Symbiodiniaceae. The record is from the annotation of a GenBank genome assembly.